Molecule: messenger RNA, 3287 nt
Organism: Oreochromis aureus
Lineage: Eukaryota; Metazoa; Chordata; Actinopteri; Cichliformes; Cichlidae
Gene: calcoco2
Product: calcium binding and coiled-coil domain 2
Exons: 15
Coding region: 165-1886 (573 amino acids)
Source: RefSeq, a predicted model, not a curated record
AAAAAAGCCCCUUCUGCGUCACUGUGAGGUUCGUGUAACGUUUACGUGCUGGCAAAACAAAUAUCCGACGAGCACGUGAAGGCAGCACUCAGCUGGUAGUUCCCUGAGCAGCAGACGUCGGAGCACGGUACUGACAACUGACAGAAAAUAUACUGCAUCUCAGCAUGGAGGGCGACACUGCUACAGAGGUAGCAGACCACUCGGCGCGCACCUUCUCCCAGGUGGUGUUCAUCGACAUCCCUCAGUCAUACCCACCGUCCACCCACGUCACCUGCAGCUACACCCUCACUGCGGCCUUCCAGCCCAACCCCAGGGACUGGGUGGGCAUCUUUAAGGUGGGGUGGACCACAACAAAGGAUUAUCAUACCUUUGUGUGGGUGGAGCCAUGUCUGGAUGUAGUUGGGGAACAGACAGUGACAAGGCAAGCUUUCUUUAAGGAUUACUACCUGCCAAAAGAUGAGAUCGAGUUUUACCAGUUCUGCUACGUUGACAGCACCGGUCAGGUGCGAGGAGCCAGCACUCCUUUCUGUUUCCGAAGCCCUGCGGAGCAAAGCCUGGAGAGCAACCCGGAUGACGACCUCCUGGUUAUCACAACACAGGACCAAGUCGAGCAGAGCUUGCGCGAGAAAGCUGAAAUGCAGAAAGAGCUGGAUCAGAUAAGGGCUGAAAACGAAACCUUAAAGAGUGCUCUGCUGAGGGAGCAGCAGCAAGCUGCCAGCUUAAAGGGGCAGAAUGAGCAAAACGAGAAAGAAAAAGCCAAACUGGCCACUGAACUGGAUCAAACCAAGCAACAGAUUGAAAUCCUCAGAAGCUCUUGGCAGCAGCAGCUGAAGGAAAAUGACCACUUGAAGGAGGAGAUGGUGAUCCAGAUGACAAAGCAGAUGGAGAUACAGCAGGGUGGCAUCACUGAGAGGAGGGAGCGGAGUUCAUCGAGAACGAGCGAGGAGAAAUACGAUCGAGCUGUGCAGAAGAUCAACCAGCUUAAAGACGAGCGUGAAAAGCUGAAGGAGGCGAUUGAGGCCCAGAGUGAGGAGAUCUCCAAGCUGAAUGCAAAGCUCAGAGAAGGUGAACGGGAGCUGUUUAAAGCAAAGGACGGCAUCCAGCUCAUCGAGGUGGACCUUCAGAGCAGCAGGAAAGAGAAAGAGAGACUCGCUGCAGAGCUGCAAAGACUGCAGAGCCUCACCUACAACGUGGACAAAAUGCAGAGAGAGAACCAGGACUUACAGAGGAGGCUUUCAGUGCAGGAGACUCAGCAGAGCCCUUCGGAUGACCUAAAGUUUCAGUGUCAGACUCUUACCAGACAGCUACAGGAGACUCAGGACAAGCUGGCAGCUGAAAAGAGACGUAAUGAGUAUUUGCAGGCGGAGAUGCAACAAAUCCGGGAUCAGCUGGAGAACGUGUGCAAAGCAUUGGAUGUCGAAAAACGGAAGAGCAGCAAAUUUGAGCUGCAAAUCCAUGAAGUUAAUGAAGUGUUGGCAGAUAAGAACAUCACCAUAGAGGAAAGGGAGUCGACCAUAAAUCAGAAAGACAAUCAGAUCACACUCCUGACACAAGAGAAGGAGGAGCUUGCUCGAGAAAACCAGACUCUCAAAGAAAACAUUCAGGACCUGCGUAGACUUUACACAGAGCCCCCUACGACUCCUGCAGAACCUUUGUACUUGCCGCCAGAUGACAACGCACCACCUGCUUCAACCCACGUUUAUGAAACCAUAGGACCAGAGGACGAGGAGUCACUGGUGUGUCGUCACUGCCGCGAGAGCUUCCCCGGCAUCACCCAGGACGAACUGGAUCAGCACGAGCAGUGUCACCGCGUCUGCCCCUUCUGCACGAUGCUCUGCGACGACAUGGACCAGGCCACGUUUGAAGAUCACGUCUACAGCCAUUAGGAGAGAGAGCGGCAGCAGCGUGGUUUGAAUAAGUCUUAAGAGAUGGGUGGUUAUAAAUUUAAAAGUAACUUCUUGGCUUCAACAUGUUGGCCUGCAGACACUGGAAACCUGCCUGUGUUACGUAAUCCUUCGCGGCCUGUGUUAUUGCAUUUAAAUAUAAAAACUUAAAAGUAGACUGCACAACUUCUCUGCUUACAUUUAGGCACGUGCACACACAGAUAUUUAGCUCUGCUGUUGGUAUUAACACACAAGGUGUCAAACAAGUCAGUUAAACUAGACUACAGCCAAACACCUCAUUAAAACCUACUUAGGACAUGCAAACUUCUGAAUGCACGCUUAAAAAUUCACACACACGUUAUAAAGACACACCCGUGGUGGUUUCACAUGAAUUUAAAGGCUAGUUGGUGAAUAAAUGCUAAACAUUAUGAAUAUGGGAGAUAUUUAGGCGCACAAACACUGAUGUUCAAGCCCUGCCACAUGCAAAACAUGUAAUGUUUUGCACCACAAAUUUGAGUCUACUUCUCCUCCCACUUUUCUUAAGUUUUUUCCACAGGCACUGGGUUGGCAAAGAAAUUGGAAAGUUGUGUGGAAAUUCAAGUUUCUUAAUAUUAUAGGCUUUAACUGUAUUGUAACGGUCCUCUAAUCAAUAAUCAUAAUGUGAUGCUUCACUGCUGCAGAAGCCUUGAGGCAGAUACCCCGUCUCAUUGGUGGUCGCCCUAACAUUGUGCUAUCAGAGUAUGUUGUUUUUGUUCUCCUAAGUCUCUGAAAUCAGGAAAGAAUAUCAGUCAUAUAUAAUGGAAGAAGUAUAGUUAUGAUAAAGACUCCACUCUGUCAUAUUUGCUAAAGAGAUGAUAGAUAAAAAUCUGGAAAAAGAACCUUAAUUUACCUGGCCUGAACAUCAUCAGGGCAGGAUUUUUAAAAACAAAAACACAAGAUGUAUCAGUUUUUUGCUCGUUUUUCUUUCCAGCACGAGCAGGAUGUGAUAUAAUCGAAAAAAGAAAAUGACCCCACUAGCAGUUUAAGAUCCCAUCUUUGUCUCAAAAUCUUAGUAGUCUUUAGUUUAAAACUGACUUUCAAUGUGAGAAAGUUUUUACUUUUGAAUGUAGCCAUCAGUGUAAUUUUAUUAAAUGAUCCUUGGAGUUGAUGAAUAUAGCAUUUUAGGGAAAGAUUUAAUAUUGAAACUUGAUGAAAUAUUAAAUAUAUUAUCCAGAGUUAUUAAUUUGUCUUUGCACUUAUCUGUAAGAGGAAAUUAUGAUCAGUUAUAACCAGGUCAUUUAUUUAACCAGGUUUCUGAUGAUUUGAACAUGUAAACUGACUGGUAACAAGUUUCAGUCAAAAGUCAUAUCAAGUAAUAAAUGUAAGUGCAUUUUAUUGCAGAAUAAUAAAAAAUGUGCAACAAAA